UCUGUUGUUUGCUUGCGCUCCAUUUCAUUUCGUUCAAUCUAAUAAACUAAUUUGUAAUAAAAAAAGAAAAGAAAAAAAUAAUUAAAAUAUUUCUGUUUUAUUACAAAGAAGUGUGUGGGGCUGUUUCUAGUGUUUGAUUGAAACUUAUUAAAAGAAGAACCCACUGAGUAAAAAAAAAAAGAGUGGAAAUUGCGGAGGAGUGAAAGAGGCGCAUCAAACGGAUCAAAAAGAAUCUCACAAACUCAUAAUGCAACUGGAAAGGAGGAAGAAUUCCGCGGUCCCAACUACGACAAUGAUGAUGAUAAAGUCAAAGGCAAAGUCAACCAAUUGAGAAACAAAAAAAAAAAAAAAAAAAACCAAAAGACGACGAAUAAUAUUUGCCCUCGACUCGAAUUUUGUUUCGUUUAAAAUAUUUUGUGUCCAAGUCUAAAUUCUGCUGAAGAAGAAGUUGUAUCAGCAGGAGCAAAUAUAUUGACAUCGUCGAGAAGAAACAGCAGCUUAAUAAUAAUGGACGGACAAAGGGCACGAGAUAUACUUACACUUUUGCAAGAAAGAGCCGUCUAUUUGACUGGUGGCAGAGAUCGCAGAGGUGGACCAUUGUUAUGCUUUCCAGCAACACCGCGCAGGGAGAGACUCAAACCGGAGGAUCUUAGACGAUUACUCAGCUAUUUGAUUAUGAUACCGAGUGAUGCAGCAAAAAACCUUGGCUUCACAGUCAUUAUUGAUAUGCGAGGCAAUGGCAAUUGUGCAACAAAUGUCAAGACAAUACUUAAAGUGCUUCAAGAACAUUUUAGUGCUAAUAUCUAUAGCGUAGUUAUAAUAAAACCCGAUAAUUUUUGGCAAAAGCAAAGAGCUUCCAUCUCAACCAAUAAAUAUAAAUUUGAAACGUCCACAAUAUCAAUCGAAGCACUCAAUAAAAUCGCUGAAACCCAUCAGCUUACAACUGAAUUUGAUGGCGUACAACCGUAUGAUCAUCAACAAUGGACAGAUGCCCGAUUGGCAAUUGAAGAUUUCUUCUGGCAGGCCAGUGAUAUGGCCGAUCGCAUCGAUGACAUACAAGAAGAUCUCCAACGAAAUGAUUUCGCUGAAGAUGUCAAUGGCGCCCGCCAUAGUCUCGAUCAUCACAACGAAAUGAAAAAGAAAAUACUCAAAUUGCCCAUUGAAGAUUUGGAUAUUCAGCGAAAGAAAUUACUCGCCAAAAUUAAUAUGACCAGUCAGCCGCAUGCUGAAGAUGGGUCAUCGCAUUCAUCGAAUAAUUCGCCAGGCUAUAGGGCAGCAUCGAAUAAUCCUGAUAUGUCGGCAGCCAUAAGUAAGGCUCUCCGACAGAUUGAUUUGAUACAUCAAGGACAGCAACGUUUGUUGACGUUGUGGCAACAUAAGAAAACCAAGUUGGAUCAAUGUUUCCAAUGUCGACUGUUCGAAGAGGACUGCGAGAAAAUGUUCGAUUGGAUCUUGCACAAUAGAGAUGUUUUCCAAAUGAGCUAUGUGGAAAUUGGUCACAACUAUUCCGUGGCCAAGAGCUUGCAAGAUGAACACCAGAAGUUCGCAGUAGCCUCAAUGAAUGUCUCUGUUAAUAUUGAUCGAAUAUUGGCUGUGGCAAGUCGGCUGAUUGAGAGUCAGCAUUAUGCUGCACAGCAUAUCAAAACGUUGGCCACUCGGCUGGACCGUACGUGGAAGGACUUUGCCGCCGGGUUGGAUGAACGUACAGCUGUUCUUCAACUCAGUGUGCUAUUUCAUCACAAAGCCGAGCAAUACUGCAACAGUGUUUCGUCGUGGGCUGCCGCUUGUCAAGCUUCACAGCCUCUUCCGUCGGACAUUCAAAGUCUCGAAACAGCAAUACGAACCCAUCAGUCUUUGUAUGAGGCUAUGUGUCAAGCUUACACAGAGGUGCAUUCCACAAGCAAGAAACUGCUCUAUCAACUGGAUCACUUGGUGCAAGUUUGCAAUCAGCCGCCACCGCCUGGAGUGCCGGAUCAUCGAAAGAAUAGCAGCUUCACUAAAUACGAACGUCAAAAUCCGGCUGCUGAUUACAGCGAAGGAGCUUCUCAUGUUCUGGCUGUUAUUCAUCAGAUCCUCGGACAUCAUCGUUCGCUUGAAGCCAAAUGGCAUCAGGAGAAAAUUCGUCUACAUCAAACUUUGGCUUUGCGCUUAUUCCAAGAGGACGUUAAGCAGGUUCUCGAUUGGUUGAAAAAUCACGGUGAAGUUUUUCUCCGUAAAAACACAGGAAUUGGUAGAAAUUUACAGAAAUCUCGCGUCUAUCAGAAAUCCCAUGAACACUUUGAAAAUGUCGCACAGAACACAUACAGCAAUGCUGAGAAGCUAUUGGCAGCUGCUGAAGAGUUAGCACGCAGUGGCGAAGCAGAUCCAAAUGAAAUUUACUCUGUUGCAAGAGAAUUAGAACUUCAAGUGGCUAGUUUUGCUGAACGAGUUGAACAGAGGCGUCGUCGUCUCGAUAUGGCUGUCAUCUUUUACACUCACGAAAAAGAAGUCACCUCAUGGAUUGAUCAAUUACGCACUGAUGUCUCGACUGACGAAACAAUGCUAUCGCAGGAAAAUCUCGAAGGAAUUGAACGACUUUUACAGCAAUAUCAAGAUCAACAGGAUAGUACACUCAAUGGUUGUAUGCAAACGAUUGCACAGGGUGAAGCUCUGUUGCAAGAAAUGCGAUCACUCGAAUAUGUUGACAAUACAGGAUCGAUCUCGGCAUUAGAGACGACUUUGGAAAAACUAACAAAACAAAAAAUUGAGCUCGAAGAAUUGUGGUCGGCAAGGAAGUUCCGAGCUGAUCUUAUACUCCGUUUGCGAUAUUUCGAACGUGAUGCUAUGGAAUUGUCAUCGCAGCUUGAAAUUUGGGCAGAACAACUGCAGCAUGCUGAUCUUUCGCGAGACUACCAAAAAGCUGAGCAGUUGAUACGCAUGCAUAAUGAAUCGGUGACUGAUAUUCAAAAUGCAACUUAUGAAGUUCUACAACAAGGUCAGGACCUGUUGCAAAUGUUUGAGUCGGCUGGAUUCAUUUCUAUGGCUGAUGCCACCCACACAGCCCAGGCUAGAAUUGAAUAUCUUUUGGAUUUCCUUCGUGAGCGUGAAAUCGAUUUGGAAGAAUUGUCAGAGGCAAAACGGGCUAAACUCGAACAGGCCGUGCAACUGUGUCAGUUCCAGAAUGAUGCAAAUCAAGUUAUCAGUUGGAUUCGCAAUGGCGAGGGAAUGCUUGUGGCAAGUUUUGUCACUCCAAGCAGCUUGUUGGAAGCCGAACAACUUCGUAAGGAACACGAACAAUUCCAGGUGGCUAUCGAAAAGACACACACAUCUGCUGUGCAAGUUAAAUAUCGUGCUGAUGCACUUGUCAAUGCUAAUCACUAUGAUCCACAAUCAAUUCGAGACAUUUCCGAUGAUGUCACAAAGAAAUGGCAACAAUUAGUGACAUGUGCUGAAGAGCGACACAAGCUGGUCACAGCUUCCAUUAAUUUCUACAAGACGGCCGAACAAGUUUGUACUGUUUUGGAUAGUUUAGAUCGUGAGUAUCGACGAGAGGAUGAUUGGUGCGGUGGAGGUGGAUCCAGCGAUAAAGCCCAGACAAUCGUUCAAUUAAUUUCAAAACAUCAAGAACAAAAGGAGGCAUUCCUCAAGGCUUGUACUUUGGCUCGACGAACAGCAGAGACUUUCCUUAAAUAUGCAAAUCGCUCACAACAAUAUUACAAGUAUCAGCCGCAAGGUAAUUGUGAGAAUCGUGUGAAGGCGAUUUUAGAUAAGUUGCUCACUCAAGAGAAUCAGGUGCUGGAAUUCUGGACUCAGCGUAAAAAGAGCUUAGAUCAAUGUCAGCAAUUCGUUCUGUUUGAACGAUCAGCAAAACAAGCAAUAGAAUGGAUUCAUAAUACCGGUGAGGCUUACUUGACCUCACGAACGAAUUUGGUUGGUAAGACAGUUGAAGAAACCGAAGGUUUACUGAAGGAACACAAUGAGUUCCGUAGUACAGCUAAGGAGACGAGGGAGCGUGUUAAGUUGUUGCUUCAAUUGGCAGAUAGUUUGGUGGAGAAAGGACACGCACAUGCAAGCUCGAUUAAGCAGUGGGUAGCAUCAGUUGAUAAUAGAUACAAAGACUUUAGUAAUCGCAUGGACACUUAUAGAGAACAGCUGGAGAAGUCAUUGGGAAUGUCAAUGGCUGGCGAAUCUGAAUCUAAUACAUCACUCACUUCUACAUCAGGUAGGUCUUUUUUGCUCCAUUUUGUAUAUUUCUUGUAUCAUUUUAUUGUUUUUAAAGGUUCUACAAGUGAUCGUCAUUCAGACCCUUCACUGGAGGCAAAACUUAGCUCGAGCAGUAACGCCGCCAAGGAGAUAAACGAAGAGAAACGCAAAUCGGCUCGUCGAAAGGAGUUCAUUAUGGCCGAACUUAUGCAGACUGAACGAACUUAUGUUAAAGAUUUGGAAACUUGUAUUAAAUGUUUCUUGGAAGAGUUCCGCUCUGGGCACAAUGUACCGCCUGCCCUAAUCGGCAAAGAAGAUAUACUCUUUGGCAAUAUGAAAGAAAUUUAUCAUUUCCAUCAGAAAAUAUUCCUUCGGGAAUUGGAAAAGUACGAAACAAUGCCCGAAGAUGUUGGACAUUGUUUCGUCACUUGGGCUCUUAAAUUCGAUAUGUACGUGCACUAUUGCAAGAAUAAACCACUCUCGAAUAAUUUGCUAGUGCAACACAGUGGCUCGUAUUUUGAAGAACUUCAACGCAAACACAAAGUCGAGCAUCCAUUGCCGGCUUUUCUGAUUAAACCUGUACAACGAAUCACCAAGUAUCAGCUGUUGCUGAAAGAUUUGCUUUCGUGUUGUGAAGAGAGUCAUGGUGAGAUAAAGGAAGGUCUUGAGGUGAUGUUGAAUGUACCGAAGAAAGCUAACGAUGCAAUGCAUUUGUCACUGCUGGAUAAUUGUGACAUGUCGACAGAUAGUUUGGGUGAGGUUGUGUUACAGGACACAUUCUCAGCGUGGGAUACGAAACAAAUAAUAAGGAAAGGACGUGAACGGCGGGUAUUUUUGUUUGAAUUAUACUUAUUGUUCGCCAAAGAAGUAAAAGACUCGAAUGGAUCUGUCAAAUAUCAAUUCAAAAAUAAACUCAUGACAACUGAAAUGGGUAUUACAGAACACAUAGAAGGCGAUGAAACAAAGUUUGCUGUGUGGACUGGUAGAUCACCUAUGCUCUCCGAUUAUCGAAUUGUACUUAAAGCUAGUAGCUUGGAAACUAAGCAGGUAUGGGCAAAGAAAUUACGAGAAGUCAUGCAAGAAACAUGCUUCUCUGGUACAUCACUUACUCUGCCCAAAUCGCCUGCUAAGAAUUCAGCUUCAGGCUCAUCACAACGAUCAUCACGUGAUCUUGACGAACCUCUAACUGAAAACGACCAUGACAGGUGUUCUCUUGCCAGCUUUGGGUCAGGCAAUACCACAGAUAGUGACAAUAAGGUUGGAGCACUUGAAGCUACAUGGGUUGUGUCUGAUUAUAUCGCUACACCAGGUUCGAAUGAGCUUAGUGUGACAAAGGGUCAGCAAGUGGAAGUUAUUGAAAUUGCAUCGGCAACUGAUCCAGACUUUUGUCUUGUAAGACUUAAUCCUCAGAAUAAUGAUGAUCCUGUUCAUGAAGGACUUGUACCUGUAUCAAUACUCAAACCUCCGCCAGGCUUACAAAAGGGCAACUCUAACAAAAAGGAGACCGAUUCCAUUCAAGAACAAAAUAACGUCCGCGGAAAACCUGAUCCACUAACAUCUUCAACCAAGAGGCGUGGAUUUAGCGGGAGAAAAUGGUUACCACAACCAUUAAGGAAGCUUUCACAAGGCAAGGUAGAUAAACCACCGAUGGAGAAGACUCUUACAAAGAAGGCUUCAGAAAGAAACCUUAAAUUAUCUACAAAGCACACAGAACACGAGGAUGAAUUGACAUCAUCAUUAAUAGCGGGCUCAAUAACGCCCACAAGUGCCCAACAGUAUAUGUCGCAAGUUAAUAAUUCACAACAACCAGAUUAUGAACCGGAGGAGGAAGUUGGCUUAGAACUACCUCCGCCAAUGAAACCCAUUCAAGAGCCUUGUGUUAUAUCGAAUGGACCACCCGCCUUUAAGGACAUGAAGGAAAAUCCUGUUAAUUUAGCAAGUACCUUCAAGAAAAUGGAAGGAAAUGCAGCAGCGGACUUAUCUGAAAUAGAACAAAUAGUAAAGGAGAAAACUGAACAACAUGAGGUGAAGUCCAAGUUCCUAAAACCCUUAGACAUUAAUAGCACAGAGAGCAAUGGGCGAGAUCUUGAAUUAAGUUAUUCGAAUAACGAUAACUCAGCUGAUAAUAACGAUGAGAACAACUCCGAGACAAAUGAUGUUGAGGCUGCACAACGAAAACGACUGUGCGCCUUAUCAGAACUUUUGUCAACAGAAGAACUCUACAUUCAAGAUUUAGCAGAAAUAGUUAAUGGUUACAUCGGAGAAAUUCGUAAUCCAAAAAGUGAUAUACCUGAAGACCUUAAGGGUGGAAAAGAACGAAUGAUAUUUGGAAAUAUUGAAGCAAUCUAUGAAUGGCACAGAGAUAACUUUUUAAAAGCUCUGCAACGUUGUAUAAAAACACCAUCAGAACUUGGUCCAAUGAUUAAACGUUAUGAGCGUAAAUUUCACAUGUACAUUGUUUACUGUCAAAAUAAGCCAGUAUCAGAACACAUUGUCUCCGAGCAUGUUAUGUAUUUCGAUCAAAUUCGACAGAAACUAAAGCAUCGUUUAGAUCUAAGUGAUUUGCUUAUAAAGCCUGUACAAAGAAUAACCAAGUAUGAAUUAUUAUUGAGAGAAAUAAAAAAGCAAACCGAACGUGCCAAUUUGGUAGAAGAAGUACCAAGUAUGAAAGAAGCUUGCUAUGUUAUGAAGGUUGUUUGUAGAGCUGUCAAUGAUAUGAUGGUUGUUCGACGGCUGCAGAAAUUCGAAGGAAAAAUUACAGCCCAAGGCAAAUUGCUGCUUCACGGCCCAUUGUGGUGUGUCGAAGAGCAAAAGAAUGUCGAACGAAAUGCAACAAUGGUACAGAAGCCCAGAGAACUUCAAGUAUUCCUAUUCGAACAAAGUAUUAUAUUAGCAGAUAUUGUUGGUAAAAAGACUCAAUUCACAAGCCCCUCUUAUGUGUAUCGGUCUCAUUUACAAGUUAAUAAGAUGCAUUUGGAGGAAUUACCAAACAACAGAUUUCUACUGAAAUCAACAGAUCCCCAUCGACCGGACUUGUAUAAUUAUGUUUGCAAUGCAGCUACGGUCGAUCAAAAUCACGAAUGGUUAGAAACCAUACGCAACAUCCUGCAAAAUCAAAAUGAUUUUCUCAAGGCUAUUCAAAGUCCUAUAGAAUACCAAAACAAAUUAACAAAAGAUUCAUGAGCAACCGCGAUUUGGGGGAAUUAAAACCAAACUAAAUGUUAUGUCUUAUGUGUAUUAAAAGAGGGCAAGUGAAGUGGUGAGAGAUAAGAAACAAAAAGUGCAUUUGAGAACAUAAAAAAAAUAUAUAUUUUUAUUUUCCUUGUUCUUAAGAGUGCUGCCUCAUUAACAUUUUCAUGUGUUAAAUAUUAUUUUUGCAUUUUAUAUGUUGCGCUAGAAACACACACACACAUACAUUAUACACAGACACACACAUAUACAUUUUAUUGUACUCUAUUUAUGUUUUAUGUUUUUUUUUUAAUUUUUAAUUUUUUUAAGUCGUCGACUCUUGAAUCUUAAGAGUUUUUAUAUAAAAAAAAAUACUUAUAUAGAGUUAUAUUUAUUUUUAACUACUAGUUAAUGCUAAUGCUAAGAACAUUUGAGUGAUUUACAUAAUAAGAACAAAAAAAUAUUUUUUUACAAAUAAAUUUUACUCUAUAAUUGAGAUGAGUUUUUUUGUUUAUUUUUUGUUUUAUUUUGUAUUUCAGUUUUUUUUUUUUACAUACUUUGUAUCAUUUACAUGUGUUAUGCUUCGAUAAUGUUAUACUUAUUGUAAUAAUAACUAUUUAGAUUUGUAUGAGAGAGGAAAACAGUAUGUUGUAAGUGAAGCGAUAUAAGAAAAAAAAAAAAACAAUCUUUUAAGAUACAGUGAAAAAAUGAAAUAAAUACAAAGAAAAAAACACUUAUAAAAGUUUAUACAAUUUUGUUUUUAUUUGGUUAUUUGUACAUAUAUUUUAAUGUGUUACAUGAGUUUUAAUUUAUAUUAUUUUUUCUACUUUUUGCGCUCUUACUUUACAGGUUACAAAUUGUCUGAUUUAUAUUAUAUUUAUAUUUUCUAUCUGAACAUUUAAAUGAAUGAUCCGUGAAAUAGAUAUUAUUUCAGAAUAACAAACCAUAAUUUUGGUGGUUAUAAUCUGAAAUCUUUCAUCAAUUUUGGUGGUUCUAGAACGAAAUGUUUCAUCCAAAGCGUUCAAAUCAAAUGACAAACUACAAAGAAACUCCACUCUUCAAAAAUCAAAGAAAUGACAUAUUGCAUCAAUGUUUGCAUUUUCAUUGAAAUGUUUAUAACAAAUUCAUUGAUUUACCAUAACCGAUUAUAAUGAAACAAUUAUUUUAUUGCGUGUCAAAAGAAAUGUUCCGAAGUUUUUUUAAUCCACAUAAACAACGAUGAUGGAGACUGGGUCGCACGUACUUGAUCUUGGUAAAAGUAGCUCUUAUGUUAUAAAAAAAAAUCUAAAAGAAAAUUAUAAUUUGAUUUUUUUAAGGAAUUUAAUAAGUAAUCGGUUAUUUCAAAGUAACGGAGAGGACAUAUAGACGCUUCUUGAAAAAUAUUUAAAAAAAAAAAAACAAGCCUAGUAUUACAAAUGAAACCAAUUAGGGCAAUUUAGUUUGA
This is a messenger RNA of Episyrphus balteatus (marmalade hoverfly), 8794 nucleotides long. It is a transcript of the gene trio, whose product is annotated as triple functional domain protein. Bases 508 to 7365 code for a protein of 2285 amino acids. Gene Ontology annotation, biological process: axon guidance; intracellular signal transduction. The transcript is spliced from 18 exons. Lineage: Eukaryota; Metazoa; Arthropoda; Insecta; Diptera; Syrphidae. Gene Ontology annotation, cellular component: cytoplasm. Gene Ontology annotation, molecular function: protein binding; guanyl-nucleotide exchange factor activity. The record is from RefSeq and is a predicted model, not a curated record.